AUGAGAGUGUUACUCUCGACAUUAUUGGUGUUACUAGUAACAACUAAUUUUUGUUAUGCUAAAUUUCCAAAAAUCUACUCUACUGAUUCUGAAGAUGUUGCUAAUUUAAAAAAAUUUCACCAUACAUGGAGUAUGGAUAAAGAUAUUAUAUAUAAUCAUGAUAUGAUUAAAACUUUCCCUUUUUCUAAUACAUCUAAAGAUGAUACUUCUCAUGCUAAAUCAUUUUAUACUAAUGGUUGUACUACUCCUGGAUAUACAGGACAAAAUUGUGAAUUUCCAAUUUGUGAAAAACAUGGAAAUCCUGAUUUUAGUCAUCAAGUAGAAAAUGUUAUGAUUGAUUUUGCAUACUAUAAAACAUGUAAUGUUUCAAUGCCAAUAUAUAUAGAUUAUCAUAUGUUUGAAUUUAAUGUUGAAAUACAAACACCAGGUAGUCAACAUCCAAUUGUAUUUUUAUAUGAUUCAAAUGGUACACAAAUUGUUCCAAAUAAUGUUGAUACAACAGAUCCAUCAAGAUCAAUUUUUUCUUUUGAUUAUCAAUUAGCUGGAACAUAUCAAUUAGUUCCAUUAUCAGAUUUACCAUCAGAUGGUUGUUAUGUUCAUGUUUCUGGAGUAUCAGAAAUGGAUAUACAUGUUGGUUUUCUUCCAUAUACAGCAAAUGAUCAAACACCUGAAAGAAAUGAUUUCCCAGAACAAAAAGUUUAUAAAAAUUCAUUAAAUCUUGUUGUUGCUCAUCCACAUGGUCUUAUUUCUCCAGGUUCUGUUAAAGCAAUAACACUUUAUCAACAAUAUAAUAUAAUGACAAGACCACAAUUAAUGAAUCUUCGUUAUGGUUGUGCCUAUGAAUAUUAUUUUAAUGGUCUUUGGUGUACAGAUACAGGAUAUUAUUAUGCUAAAGUUUCUGGUUAUGAUUUCUAUGGAUUUUCUUUUACAAGAGUUGUUACAUUUAAAUGUGAAAUUAAUCCUAAUCCUCCUGUUACUACAACAAAAGCUCCACCAGUACCAGUAACAGCAUGUCAAAAUAAUGGUACACUUAUAAAUACUGGAACUACAUUAUCAUGUUACUGUAAUGGAUUAUUUACUGGUCCAGAUUGUUCAACACCAAUAUGUUUAAAUUCUGGUGUACCAACAGUAGAUGGAAAUUGUAUGUGUAUGGAAGGAUAUACUGGUAAUCAAUGUCAAGAUGUUCGUUGUAAAGAUGAUACUGGUUUUAAUUUUCCAAAAGAUCAUCCAACACCAAUUUUUAUUAUUCGUGCCAGAUCAUCUCUUUCAUCUGUUGUUAAACAAAUUAAUUCACAAUUAAGACAAUUAGUUGUAGAUUUUUCUGAUGAUCUUAUAUGGUUCCAAAACUUUGGUCUUGUUAUAUUUAAUAAUAAUGGAACAACUUUUGAUAAUCAAUAUUAUUCAUCAAUUGAAGAUAUGCAAGCUGCACUUCUUAAUCUUGCUUUAACUUCUAGUAAUGAUAAUUCAGGUGGUUGUUUUGAUACAACAUUUUCUGCUUUAACACAAGCUUUUAAUAGUUUUGUCAUUGGUAAUCGUUCACCUGUUUAUGUAUUUACAGAUGCUUUACCAUCUGACAGAGAAUAUGCUGAUGAUGUUCUUAUGCUUAAUUCAUUUUACCUAGCUCCAAUUUAUAUUUUCCAACUUGAACCAAGUCCAGAUAGUGGUUGUCAAAAAUAUGAUUAUAUGAGUCAAGAAUGGAAUGCACUUGUUAAAAUAACAGAACGUUUCUCUGGAAAUAUUUUCUUUGUUGGUUCAAAUCAAUAUGGUAGUAUUGGAGAUUUCAUUUAUCAACAUAUGUUUAACAUUUAUUAUCGUGGUGAUCUUAUGUAUCAAGAUGAUCCAAUGGAAUGUGAUUAUUUGUAUAAAUAUAAUACAAUUGCUAUUGAUACAUCAUUUCAAAAAAUUGUUAUUGUAGCAACUGGUGAUGAUUUAUUAUUAACAUUAACAAAUCCAGAAGGUAUUGCAGUUACACCAUCAAUAACAACUUUUAUUAAUUCAACAACAAUGUGGAGUUUUUAUGGUCUUGAAAGUGGUCAAUGGCAAUUUAAUAUUCUUAGUAGUGCUUUUGGUAAACCAUGUUCAGUACGUGUUUAUUCUGGAAUUGGACCUGAAUUCCAUCAUAAAAUACCAUCUAGAGCACUUUACUGGGGUUUUACCAAUGAAUUGACAAAUGAUGCACCAAUUAGACAACCAAUUGUUGGUUUAUCUAAUUCUCUUGUUCUUCAUGUUGAUGGAGCUAAAACUGCUGAGAGACAUCGUCUUUCUGCUGAAAUAGUCAUUUAUGAAAAACACAAAGAAGGAAAAAUUCUUAGUUAUGCUGGUAAUGGUUUAUGGAGAGAUGAUUGUAAAUUUGAAAUUUAUUUCCCACCAUUUACUUGUUAUCAUCCUGAUGAAACUUUAUACUUUACUGUCUUUAUGCGUGAUGACAAUGAUUUUAUGAUUCAAAGAUCUGGAGCUAUGUAUUGUGCUUCAUUCCAUCCAACACAAUUACCACCAGGUACAUGUCAAAAUGGAGGUUUUAUGGUAAAUGGAACUUGUGUUUGUCAACCACAAUAUACUGGAAAUUAUUGUGAAAAGAUAAAUUGUUUCAAUGGUGGUACACCAAAAAGAGAUUUCUGUGAAUGUAUAGCUGGAUUUUCAGGACAAUUUUGUGAAUAUACUACUUGUAUAAAUUCUAAUGAAGAAAAUGAUUUUAAUGAUAAAGAUAAAUCAAUGGUAUUCCUUCUUGAUAUUUCAAAUAAUAAUUAUGAUGUAUUAAAAAGAAUUAAUGUUUAUAUGACUACAAUUCUUAGAGAUAUUGUAUCAUCUGGAAGAGAUUGGAUAAAAACAUUUACAGUAAUUGGUUAUGAUAGUACUGGAUAUCAAGUUCUUGGAAUUGGACAAAGAGAUUCUCUUGAAGGAAUUUCUAGAGGAUUUAAUAUGGCACAAAAUAUUUCUUUUUCAGCACCUAAAUCAUGUGAUCCAGUUCAAUUUUGGGAAGCAUUAUCUAUGGCUGCAAUGAUUUCUGACAAUUAUGGAUAUAUUUGGAAUUUCCAAUCUACUCCUUCUAAUGAAGAAUCAUAUUUACCACCUUCUAUGGCUUCUGAAAGAUUACAAAGUAAACAAAUUAUGUUAAAUGCUUUUAUUUCAUCAAAUACAUUAAAUACAUAUUCAUGUAAUGGAAACUCAAAUACUUUCUUAAUUACUAAAGAAGUUUGUGAAAUUACUGAAGGUAUGCUUUAUGAUAUUUCAUCUGUUGAUUUCCAAAAUAUUAUAAAAAUUAUUCCAACAUUCUAUAGUUCUGGUGUUAUUUACCAAAAAACAAUGAAUGAUUGUACAAAUGGAUGUAGUGUUUAUUUCCCACUUGAUGCUCAUACACAAAAUGCUCAAAUUUAUGUUAAAGGUACUCCUAAUGGUAUUCAAACUACAGUAACAAUGCCUAAUACAACACAAAUAUCAAAUUUAACUAAACUUGUUGAAGACACUGUAACUGGUUGGGAAAUUACUGAAUUAAGAAGAGCUUGUCCAAUAGGAUAUGAUGAACUUGGUUCACAAUAUUGUAUUUUAAGAGUUGAUACAAAAUUAAGUUGGACUGAUGCUCAAAGUUAUUGUCAAAAACAGGGUGGUUUCAUUGUUGAUGAUAUGUUCCCAAUAAAAACAGAAUAUUUAAAUCAUAUUAAUGGUAAUAAUCAAAUUUGGAUAGGUCUUAAUGAUCGUGCAUAUGUUGGAACAUAUGCAUGGGAUCGUGGUGUAAUGGAACCACAGACACUAGAUAGUACUGAUUAUACAAAUUGGGCUAAAAAUAUUAGUCUUAGUGAUCGAAAUAAAAGAUGUGUUUACAUGUCUGGUACAUGGAAUCUUGAUGAUUGUUCUACCUUAAAAACUUUUAUUUGCCAAGCACAUAAAUAUGUUGAUGGAUAUGAUCCAAAACCAAAUGAAGAAAGAGCUCUUGUACCAGGUAAAUGGAUUGUUAAUAUUAAAAAUAAAGGAAAAACAACAAUUCAAAUUAGAUCACAAUCUAAAAUUCAAAUGUUUGUUGGUUAUUCACAAUAUCUUCAUGAUGACUAUCCAGAACCAAAUCCACUUUCUGGAACAUCACAAAAUAUGAUGAUGGUACAUCUUCGUGGUAUGGCUGAUUUCUUAAGAGAAACAUUCUUAUAUAAUACUCAAUUGUAUGAUUUAUACAAUGGUGUUAUGUAUUCUGCUGCUACCUUCCAACAACGUUUUGAAUGUACAUAUCAAUGGUCUUCACAACCAUUUGUAUGUCCAAAUUCAAAAUCAGCUAAUAAUGCUUUUACUGCUCUUACAACUGGUAUUGAUGAAUUUGGUUAUACAUUCCAAAGAAUGAAAUCUGCUCAUUGUGUUAAUGCCAUUGAAAGUUGUAAUCAUGGAGGUAUUAUUUAUGAUGGAAAAUGUGUAUGUAAUGAAUAUUGGAGAGGAAAAUAUUGUGAUGAACCAAUUUGUGUUAAUAAUGGAACACUUUCUUAUGAUAAAAAAACAUGUAAAUGUCCAGUUGGUUUCAGUGGUUCAGCUUGUGAAUAUGAUAAUUGUAUUACAAAAUCUCCAGAUUCAAUAUCUUCCAAUGGAAAAUCAUUUGUUUUAGUUUUAGAAAAUACAAAUUUCAAUAUUAAAUCUAUUAAACAAUUACAAGCUAAUCUUUCAUCAAUUCUUAAAUCUGUUAAUUCUUCAUGGUUUAGUAAUUAUGUUAUUGUUUUAGCUGAUUCUACAAAUAAGCCAACUGUACAAGUUUUUAAUAAUGUUCAUGAUUUCCAAACAUAUCUUAUAACUGUAACACCAAAUGAUCUUACAACAUCAUGUAGUUUACCAUUAUUUAAUGCUAUGAUUAAAGGUCUUCAACAAGUUAAUGCUGCACAGUCAAUUGUUUAUACAGUAGCUAGAUCACUUCCAUCAGAUAUUAUUAAUGAAUCUCAAUUUGCUACACUUCUAUCACAACAUCAACCACAAUUAUAUUAUCAUGCAAUUACAUCAGAUUCUGGAUGUAAUAUAAGUUACAGUGACCCACUUGCAGUUAGAAUUCAAGCAUAUGCCCUCAUUUCAAGUGGUAAUUUAAUUGCAACAUCAGCUGGUACUCUUGGAAACUUUUUAGCUUCUUAUAUUCCAUCUCUUUAUAAAGGAAAUGUUCUUACUAAUCCAAGUGUUAUGAGUACAUCAUGUAACUCAUCAAAUGUUCAUUAUCUUUUAGUUGAUUCAUUUACAACAGAUAUCUUUGUAACAAUGUAUUCAAAUUAUCCAUCAGUUUCAAUUAUUUCUCCAUCAGGAAGUAUUGAAAAACUUGUUACUGCAUAUAAAGAUUCAUCAUCUAUACCAAAUCCAAGACUUUAUCUUUAUCAAUAUCCAAAUGUUCAAGAACUUGGUAUUUAUACACUUUCAUUCCAAGGUAGUGGUUCAUGUUAUGUACAAGUAAGAAGUUCAGGUGCUUCAGAAUUAUAUUUAGGUUAUGUACCAACACCAUCAAUGGAUAAUAAUAUUGGAAGACAUCUUGACAAUACUACUUCAACACCAACUGGUACUUAUAAUAUGAUUGUUGGAAAAGUUGUAGGUGAAUUUGCUAAAAUUACAUAUGCUGAAAUUUAUAAUACAUAUACUGGUGAAUUCCAAUAUUUAAAAUUCUAUUUAAGAGAACAUUGUACACAUAACUUAUAUUCUGAUCCAUUUAAAUGUACAGAAGGUGAAAUGAUUAUUAAAUAUUUUGGUGUUGAUAUGUUUGGAUUCCCAUUAGUAAGAGAAGGAUAUACAGUAUGUCUUCAAAAUGGUAUACCAACAAUUGAACCACCAGGUCCAACACAAUCAAUUCCUUCUGGAGGAACAACUCCAAAAUCUAUACAAACACUACCACCAUCACAAUCAUCAUCAAAAUCUCCACAAUUAACAACUAAAAAUAAUUCACCUCAAUCUACACCAAUUCCAUCAACAAACUUUAAAAAUGAUAAAGCUAAUAUAUUUUUUAUUAUUGAUACAUCAACAGCAUUACCAAGUUCAUCAUUUGAUUCCGUUAUAUCAACUUUUGUAGCUAGUACAUUAAUUAAGUUUUCAAUAAAUCCAAAUUACAUAAAUGUUGCUUUAUCAGGAUCUCCUGGUAAUAAUAAUAUUUGGUUAACAUUACCAACAUUUAAUACAUUUACUUCAAUUACUAUGUUAGAUACAACAAUAAUUAAUCUUUUCCAUCCAGUAGAUGGUCCACAAUCAGCGGGACAAAAUGGAUUAGCAGCUAUUAUAAAUGAAGGAACAAAUCAAAAUUUCCUUUCUACAGGAUAUUCAAAUUCACAAAUACCACAUUUGAUAUUUUAUAUAACAACAUCUUCAACACCAAAUCAAGAUGCUGUUACAGCAGCUGCUAAUGUAAGAACAUCCAAAUAUUUCCAAUUUAUUUCUAUUAGUUAUGGUGGACAACAAUCUAACUAUAAUACAUUAAAAUCAAUGUCUGAUUGUACUUAUACUCCAACUAAUUUUGGUGAUCUUAAUAAUUUAGCUAAUACCAUUUCUAGUAAUAUUCAUAGUGCAUACAAUAAUGGUGGUAUUUAUAUGUGUUAA
This is a messenger RNA of Strongyloides ratti, 6531 nucleotides long. Its product is annotated as Epidermal growth factor-like domain and C-type lectin domain and von Willebrand factor, type A domain and MD domain and C-type lectin-like domain and C-type lectin fold domain-containing protein. The transcript has 2 exons. The coding region runs from base 1 to 6531 and encodes 2176 amino acids. NCBI's taxonomy places the organism in Eukaryota, Metazoa, Nematoda, Chromadorea, Rhabditida, Strongyloididae. The record is from RefSeq and is a predicted model, not a curated record.